This is a messenger RNA of Aspergillus pseudotamarii, 474 nucleotides long. RefSeq names its product DUF3602 domain-containing protein. The record is from RefSeq and is a predicted model, not a curated record. The transcript has a single exon. The coding region runs from base 1 to 474 and encodes 157 amino acids. Lineage: Eukaryota; Fungi; Ascomycota; Eurotiomycetes; Eurotiales; Aspergillaceae.
AUGCCUGCAUCAGUGAAUUACCGGGUCAUUGAGCCCCAUCCUUCCGUCUCACGCCCAGCUCUCCAUACAGCUCGCGGCGGCGCUGGCAACAUCAUCAGCCUGAAGAACACCACGACCACUCCUUCACAGACGGCCACCGGUCCAGCUUCCUUAACACGUCUGGACUCUCACGUCCCCGCGGUCUACAAGUCCGGCCGUGGCGGCGCAGGAAACGUCCACAGCAGCAGUGAACGCGCAAUCUUCAGCUUCGAUGAAGAACUCGAACGGGACCUCCGUCGCGCCGCUCCAGUGUACCACGUCGGCCGUGGUGGUGCCGGAAACAUGGUCUACAGCGACAACGGGAGUACCCUGAGCCGCAAGUUCUCCAUCAGCAGCAAUGCCACGUCAAGUAGCACGGGCUCGACCAGCUCCACUCGGGAAAAGGCCCUGCGCGGCUUAGAGAAGGGCUGGGGCAAGUUGAGAGGAAUGGCAUAG